Messenger RNA from Spirometra erinaceieuropaei, 1104 nucleotides. The record is from the annotation of a GenBank genome assembly. Lineage: Eukaryota; Metazoa; Platyhelminthes; Cestoda; Diphyllobothriidea; Diphyllobothriidae.
AUGGCUGAUCGUCUUAUGGAGAUGCACGGUUUUUCCAAGCCGUCUAUUUCAGCACUCUCAACUCCCUCAACUCCUCCUGCGUCUCCCGUUUCGCAGUUAGAGAUCGAGCUCAACAAGCUGGCCGAUGAUAUAGCCGCUCUCCAGAAGCCCACAGUGUGUACCUCAUCUCGGAGCCAACCGCAGCCGUCCACCCCGCAUGUCCAGUCUUCUCAUUCAGCCAGUCCAAACGCAGCUGCCACCUGCUGGUACCACAGUACUUUCGGUGCUAAAGCCCGUCGCUGCGUCUCUCCUUGCUCCUUCACUUUCAAGCAGAACAAACGGGUAAAACCGGCCAGCCGGAAGGUCAGUGCAAGCAGUCUUUCCGACAGCUCUAACCCUGGUCGCACAUUUUACGUACGCGACACCCGGAGUGGCAGACGUUUCUUGGUUGACACUGGUGCCCAGCUAAGUGUCAUUCCACCCACACCAGCUGAUCGUCGGUGUCCCAAUCCCGGUCUUUUCCUACAGGCCGUCAACACAUCGCCGAUUACCACAUUUGGCACCUGCUCCCUCUCUCUGGACAUCGGUCUCCGGCGUCUCUUCCCUUGGGUCUUCGUCGUUGCUGACAUCCCCUGCGCAAUUCUCGGUGCAGAUUUCCCCGCCGCUUUCGAUCUUCUGGUCGACUGCCGUCAGUCACGUCUACACGACAAGACCACCAACCUCACUGUCCGGGGUAUCUCUUCCUCCGACGCUUCCCGUCAUCUUGCCGUCUUGGACCCUGAACCCGAGAAUCCAUUUCGACAACUCCUCGCCAAAUACCCCGGCCUCACUCGUCCCAACUUCAACGUUUCUAUUCCACCACAUGACGUUGUUCACCACAUUCGGACCACCGGUCCUCCCGUGUUUUCUCGCCCCCGCCGUCUCGCGCCUACACUUCUUGCUGCCGCCAAGGCCGAAUUCGAGCAUAUGCUUCAAAUGAACAUCAUCCGUCAGUCUGAAAGCCCAUGGGCCUCACCCCUCCACAUGGUUCCAAAGGCCGCCACUGGUGACUGGCGUCCCUGCGGUGAUUACAGGGCCCUGAACAACGUUACUGUCCCGGACCGCUACCCUGUCCCACAUCUUUAG